This is a messenger RNA of Chelonoidis abingdonii (Abingdon island giant tortoise), 1059 nucleotides long. Its product is annotated as olfactory receptor 12D1-like. The record is from RefSeq and is a predicted model, not a curated record. Gene Ontology annotation, biological process: G protein-coupled receptor signaling pathway. Gene Ontology annotation, molecular function: olfactory receptor activity; G protein-coupled receptor activity. Lineage: Eukaryota; Metazoa; Chordata; Testudines; Testudinidae. Gene Ontology annotation, cellular component: membrane.
UAAGUGUUUGAUUCCAUCCAGCUGUGUUGGACUGGGAAUAGGACCAUUGACAUGGUGGUGGAUGCUACCUUCAGCUUGUUUGCUUUUCUCCUGCUUUGUCCUCUUCCCUUCACAGCAAUGGAGAACCAGACAGCGGUGAGCGAGUUCGUCCUCCUGGGCCUGACCCAUCUCCUGGCACUACAGCACCCUCUCUUUAUUCUCUUCCUCCUGCUCUACGUGACCAGCCUGCUGGGUAAUGGGGCCAUCAUAGCUGUGAUGCUGGCUGAGCCCCGGCUUCGCACCCCCAUGUAUUUCUUCCUGGGCAACCUCUCCUGCCUGGACAUCUUCUACUGCACGGUCACCGUGCCCAAGAUGCUGGUCGGCUUCCUCUCGAGGCGCCAAACCAUCUCCUUUGCUGGCUGCCUGGCCCAGCUCCACUUCUUCCACUUUCUGGGCAGCAGUGAGGCCAUGCUGCUGGCUGUCAUGGCCUACGACCGCUAUGUUGCCAUUUGCAACCCGCUGCGCUACAGGCUGGUCAUGAGCCCACAGACCUGCCUGCUCCUGGCAGCGGCCACCUGGUCCAAUGGCUUCCUGCAUGCCCUGAUGCACACAGUCAUGACAUCACAGGUGAAUUUCUGUGGCCCCAAUGAAAUCCAACACUUCUUCUGUGACAUCAAGCCCCUGCUGAGCCUCGCCUGUAGCAACACCCACCUCAAUUUGACCCUACUCAACAUCGUUACUGGGGGCAUUGGUCUGGGUUCCUUUGCCCUCACACUUCUCUCCUACCUCUACAUCAUCUCCUUCCUUCUCCUGAAGGUCCGCUCCCAGGAAAGCAGGAGAAGGGCCUUCUCCACCUGCAUCUCCCACCUCAUGGUAGUGGCAUUGCUCUAUGUGCCGGUCAUCUUCAAUUACAUGCUCUCCUCUGCGGGAAGCUCCUCUGAUAGGGAGAUGGUCGCCACCUUCAUGUACAGCGUUGUCACCCCAGCCCUGAACCCUCUGAUCUACACCCUGAGGAACCAGGAAGUGAAAUCUGCUCUGAGGAAAGCGCUAAGGAGAAACUGCUUCCUUGGAAAAGAAUAA